CCUAUUGCAAGUUGUACCGUAAAACGUGCUUUUGCUUGUAAAACAGUGCAGAGAGAAUACAAGAAACCUUUUUAUUUUUUUAGCGUUUCUCUUCGAUUUUAAUGGAAACACAAUGCUUGUUUUCUAGGUUUUGCUCAAAAUCAGUAAUCGCAUCAUCAAAAAACCCCAGAAAUCCGUUAUCCUCAUCACCACCUUUUCAUUCUUGUCCUUCUUGUUUCGUUCAAUCAAAAAAUGGGGUCUCUUUUACACCCCAAUGCUUCCCAGCUUCUCAAAAGUUAAGGGCUAUAAGCAGGUUAGAGUGUACAAACAGUGUAGCAAAAGUAAACAAUGUUGUUUCUGAGAAGGAAGAUUCAAAAACAUGGGUUAAACGAAAAAGGCUAGCGGUUUUUGUCUCUGGUGGAGGCUCGAAUUUAAGGUCAAUUCACCAAGCUUGCGUUGAGGGCCCUGUCAAUGGAGAUGUGGUUGUUUUGGUCACUAAUAAACAUGCUUGUGGAGGUGCCCAAUAUGCUGCAGGAAAAGGCAUCCCCGUUAUUUUGUUCCCAAAAACAAAAGAUGAACCCGAUUGUCUGCCUUCAGAUGACCUUGUAAAGGUUCUUAGGGAAUUUGAGGUUGAUUUCAUUCUUCUUGCUGGAUAUCUGAAACUUAUACCGGUGGAGUUGAUUCGAGCUUAUCCUAGAUCAAUUUUUAACAUCCAUCCAUCUCUUCUUCCAGCUUUUGGAGGCAAGGGUUAUUAUGGUAUGAAAGUGCAUAAAGCAGUUAUUGCUUCUGGAGCAAGAUACUCUGGUCCAACGAUACAUUUUGUCGAUGAGCAUUAUGAUACAGGUCGGAUACUUGCUCAAAGAGUUGUCCCUGUGCUUGCAAAUGACACUGCAGAGGAGCUAGCUGCUAGGGUUCUUCGGGAGGUGAGGAGCAUAAAUUAUAUGUGGAGGUGACUGCUGCUUUAUGUGAAGACCGGAUAGUUUGGAGACAAGAUGGUGUCCCUCUUGUUCGAAGUAAAGAUAACCCUAAAGAAUUUUACUAACAGAAUUAAUAUCGGCACUUGCAUACAGUGCUAUGAGACCUUCAAAAGGUUCAAUUUUUCCAAAGAAUGCUCCACUUCGGCUAAAAACUAGAAACAAUCCCCUUUUUAAAUCCUUGUAAUGCAUUAAUGAAGUGCCUCACAUGAUUCUUCUUGUUUUACAAUAGUCUACAUCUGAUGGCAGCUUUAGCAGUCUCCAAGACGGUUGGAAGUUCCUGUAUCUUUGCUCAGAAGUUGUUGUAUUUUUGCUAGUGUAACAAGUAUAAUUCAAAUAUUAUAGCCUCGUGCAUUGCUAUUAUUGUAAAUGGGAUGAUUUUCCCUCUCUUCUUCCGAUCAAUUUAUCUAGUUCUUACAUGUUCAGCUCGUCUUAUACUCAUUUUUAAGAGAAGCAAAAAUACAAUUAGUAUAUGUUUAUAGAUGGGGUUCAAGUGAUUUUGACAAAGUUGGCACUUGCCAGAGCAGG
Durio zibethinus is the source of this 1481-nucleotide messenger RNA. Its product is annotated as phosphoribosylglycinamide formyltransferase, chloroplastic-like. Gene Ontology annotation, biological process: 'de novo' IMP biosynthetic process. Gene Ontology annotation, cellular component: chloroplast; cytoplasm. Lineage: Eukaryota; Viridiplantae; Streptophyta; Magnoliopsida; Malvales; Malvaceae. The record is from RefSeq and is a predicted model, not a curated record. Gene Ontology annotation, molecular function: phosphoribosylglycinamide formyltransferase activity.